Brassica napus (rape) is the source of this 3212-nucleotide messenger RNA. RefSeq lists its product as uncharacterized. The coding region runs from base 282 to 722 and encodes 146 amino acids. The record is from RefSeq and is a predicted model, not a curated record. NCBI's taxonomy places the organism in Eukaryota, Viridiplantae, Streptophyta, Magnoliopsida, Brassicales, Brassicaceae. The transcript is spliced from 2 exons.
GAGGCCCAUAUGCACAGAUCUUAUACGGAAAACCCUAAUCAGUUGCUCCCUUCCUGAUCUUCGUUCGUCUUCUAUCGGCGCAUCGAUCGUCCAGAACCUGUAACGGUUAUGUUUUUAAUCGUCUUUAAUCGUAUUUAAUUCCUACCCCACUCAAAUCAACCUCUUGAGCCGUUCAUCGGCUAUAUUGUGUAUAAAUAUACUUCGAUUUCACAGAUGCGCUUUCCACGCUUUCCUAAUCUCACACCUUGCUCAUACUCAGAACUUACUCAUCAUCUUCUUAAAUGGCUUUGACAAAGGUUUUCUUUUCCGAUCUCAAGACUGGGCGGUGCUCAUCCGUUGUGGAGGCGAGACUGCUUCGAUUCUGGGAGGCUAAGAACGUUAAGCGUGGUGGUGAGCUGAUGUGGAUGGAUCUGCUCAUGGUCGAUGUCAACUCAACCAUGAUGCAAGUCACGAUCAGUGCUGGCCGUCUUCCACAGUUUCGGGAUAGGCUCCUUGCCGGAACAAUGUUUUCAUUGUCCGGUUUUGAUGUCUCCAGAUGCGCACAGAAUUUCCGGCUCACUGAUUCGUCUUUGAUGAUCCGGUUCAGCGAGACUACCUCAUUCCAACUGUUGACUGAACCUGACUCCCCCUUGCCAGAGGAAGCAUUCCGGUUCCGUAACCAACAGGAGCUAAUUGGUCUUGCCAAUACAAACACUCAGCUACCAGGUAUGUUGAUACAGUAGCACGUACUUAUAUGUUGUUGAUAUUUUGAGUAUAGAGUUAGGAUCAGACUGGUAUUAUAAAGAAAAUGAUACCGGCUUUGAACUUGAUGUAGACAUCAUAUGUGAGAUAUUGAGUGUGAAGAGCACGGUUUGUGAUCCUCCAGAGGAGAAGAAUCGUGUUAUGGUGACUCUGAAGCUGGAAAGGUAAAUUUUUGACUCUCAUGCUGUUUUAUUUUUUCCAUAAUGUGCAGUGAUGAAUAUAUUUGAUGUCAAUUGAUUCUCUGAUAUGUGCAGUGAUGAGACCGUCACUUUAAGCUUCUUUGACUCUCAGGCGGUUACUUUCCAUAACCAGCUUGAGGCUAUGAGUGUUGAUCCGAAGGUCAUGGUCGUAACUAGCAUCAAUCCCAAGAUAGUCGGAGGUAUCGAAUUGUGUGGUAUACUGUGAUGUCAUAACACUUUUGUCCUGAAAAAUUGCCAUCUAUGUAGGUCGUCUGUUUCUUAACGCUACGUCUGGAACGCACGUGUAUUUUGAUAAGAAGACUAUAGCAGGAGCUGCUCGAUUCUACAGGUAUGAAUGUCGUUAAUCAGCCGUGUGUUUGUGUGUUCGGUUGUUCUUUGCCUAAUCAUUAUGCUCUGCGUAGGCUGGUCGCCAGAGAUACUGGUCUGCCGUCGGCCGCUCCACUGCUAAAGUCAUAUGCGAAGGUGGAGACUAUGACCAUCGCUGACCUCAGCAGUUUCAUCGUUUCUACUGCAUCUCAGGUAUAAUAGCUGUUGGUUUUGUUUUGUAUUAUUUUAUCUGUAGUGUCAGUGUUCGCUUUUCAUGUGAGUCUUGAUUAUAUGUUGCAGGAGAUUGAUUUUCUGUGCACUGGGAAAGUUGUCCGGAUUGACACAGAUAAGGGGUGGUGUUAUGUUGCCUGCUCAAAAUGCAGUAAAAAAUUACAGCGGACUGAGUCUGCAUUCACGUGUGGAGUAUGCAACAAUCCACAUGCUGUUGGGGCCCUACGGUAAGUAUCACGUCUUAUAUAUGAGGAUUUACACGUCUGCUGGUGACCUGACCUCACCUUUACCAUCUUCAUAUAGCUAUCGUGUGGAGAUGGCAAUAUCUGAUGAUACUGCGGAAGGAGUAUUCGUAUGGUUCGAUGGUGUAUUAACGAAGCUGCAUAGUAUCCGAGCAAGCGAAGCUGCACAAAUGCUGGUAUGACUCAUAACUGUUUACAUUCGUGAUGUCAACGAAAUCUUACUUCUCAUCUUUUUUUUUUUACAAGGCUGAAGACGGUGUGAACCCUGAGGACACUAGGUUACCCCCGUUCAUUGCAGAUACGGAAGGAAAAACGUACACUUUCCAAGUGAGGGUCACUGCGUUUAACUUUACCGAGCAUUACAAGACAUUCACCAUAACACGUAUUGCUGAGGAUCAUGGUCGUCUACCAGUAGAUGACGUUGUGAACAAUGUAAGUUAUGUGUGUAUCGUGAUGUUCAAUUAGCUCCUUGCUGGUUGCAUAUACGUUUUUGCAUAUUGUACAGGGAGAUGAUGACGACGACGAUGAUGAUGAUGCCAGUCCGACCAUCGAGCCAUCGUCUGCUGCAGGUGAUCAAGGUGGAACCAGUAAGGCGCGUAAGAAGACUGGCGCAGGGGCGUCAAAGGUGGCGAAGAAGGCACGUGCUGGUUGAGAUAUAUCAACAAUUAAUAAUGUUCAGACUAUCGUUUACAUGAUGUUUAUGCAUGUUUAUUUGAUUUCGCAAAUUUGAAUGUUUCUGUUUUGGAUAUUCCCCAUUAUAUGGGCCCUUUAAUUUUAACGGCAUGCAUUUCGGUUCGGUUUUAAUUAUGAGGUGUUAACCUUCCGGUUAGUAUAUUAUUAUUUAUGUUAUUCUUACGGUUAGUCUAUAAUUAUUUAUAUUAAAUUUUUAUGUUACAUUGUAUGUGUUAAAAAAUAUAUAUAUAGGAUUUUCUAUCGUUAGUUACGUAUCUAUAUAGUAAGCUUUUGUGUUUCCCAUGCGCGGACAUAUGUUUUUAUAACGUCGAUGGAAAAAUACAUGAGUAUAAUAUAAUAUAUAUAUUUUUAAAUAUAAUAACAUAUAACCCAUUCUUUUGUCAUUACCAUUGAAACACUAUUUAAUUUGUACAACUGACGCAAUAGUUGCUAUUAUUGUCCAGGCAUCCAUAAUCCUAAAUUUAAUAUAUCUACCAAUUACUUAGCAACGUAUAACAAAAAUCAGACAAACCAUUAAACUCUCAUGCAUUUCUCCCUCCAAUAAAAAAAAAACACGCGACAUACGAACAACUAAGAUUAAUAUACUAAUACUUUAGUUUCAAGAUCAUCUUAUAAUUCACAAUCUGAUCAUCUUACGGGCGGGGGGACCCUAGUAUUGUUAUAACCUUAACUUGAGAAAUGGUUAUGUCAAAAGGGCACAUAUCUCUCUUGCCUAGAACGAAUAUACUCUUAUUUGUUCAGAUUUCAGAAACUUUUAACAGUUAAAUGUUAUAAACAGAAGAGAUGCUUGAACAAAAAA